UUGGCACCAUCCAACCAAAAGUGAAUCAGUGUUUUUGUUUGGUUUCGAUUUCACUCGGCCAGCAGCUCCGCCAAUUGUGUCAGCAGCGAUUCCAAGCUAACUCAAGGGACAAGAAAGGUGUCAGAAACUUGUUCUCCGCGGUGCAUUUCUUCCUGACGUUUUACGCAUUUUCGACCGAAUAACUACAGCGGCUAACGGACUGGCUCAGCAAUUGUUAAUUGCACCAAACAAGUGUGGAGGAAGAGGGAGGUGGUCGAUGGUGAUAACACACAUGUGACUUUCGUGUGAAGGAAUGUCGUUAUAAGGCAACGACGACGACGACUGGCAAGUGUGACCAGAUUGUCACGGAGAGAAACGCUGCUUCAAAAAUCCAAUUCAUCAUGCAAAAUCCAGCGAAAGUAGCUCUACGAGCCAAAAUAAAAGACAUCCUAGCUUCGAUGACAUCAGCGGAUCGUAUCGCCCAAUCUGAGGCGGUUAAUCAGAAAAUCCUGCAGCUGCCGUUUUUCGAAAAUUGUCGAAGAGUCAGUAUCUACUUAAGUACUGAAAAAGAGGUCGACACUAUGCAACUAAUGCAGCUGUUGUUUCAGCAGAACAAGGAAGUCUUCGUCCCGACGUACAACCGCAGCUCGAUGCGAAUGGUUAAAAUCAACGACAUGACAGACUAUGAGGGGCUGCCAAAAACAAGCUGGAAUAUCAAGCAGCCAAAAUUCGACGAUCCCGGACGGGAAAAUUGUCUCGAAACGACAGCCGGUCUUGAUUUGAUUAUCCUGCCAGGAGUGGGCUUUACCAGAACUGGCAAACGCCUUGGCCACGGGGGUGGUUAUUACGAUCGCUUUCUACGCGAUUACUUCAGCAAGUUCCCCAAUUCUUCAACCGCCGAAGGACGCAAGACUUACCUUGUGGGCGUUGCCUUCCGGCAGCAAAUGGUCGAGGAAGCCCUGAUGCCCACUGAUGACCACGAUUUCCCGCUGGAUUUGGUCGUCUGGACAGCUGAAACGACAACGAAGACGAUGGACGCCCCCGCAUCGAUGGCGGAGACGGAACGUGGAAAAUAGAUUAACUGUGAUGAGCUCUGAACGCGGGAAAUGACAAUCGGACAGGAAUGAUGCUGCAGCUUUUUUUUGGAAAUUUUACAGUGCCAAAAUGAUUUUUGGCAUUUCAGGAAAAGUGUGAGUC
Messenger RNA from Uranotaenia lowii, 1176 nucleotides. RefSeq names its product 5-formyltetrahydrofolate cyclo-ligase (gene Mthfs). Gene Ontology annotation, biological process: folic acid-containing compound biosynthetic process; tetrahydrofolate interconversion. Lineage: Eukaryota; Metazoa; Arthropoda; Insecta; Diptera; Culicidae. Bases 381 to 1055 code for a protein of 224 amino acids. The record is from RefSeq and is a predicted model, not a curated record. Gene Ontology annotation, cellular component: mitochondrion. The transcript is spliced from 6 exons. Gene Ontology annotation, molecular function: 5-formyltetrahydrofolate cyclo-ligase activity.